Molecule: messenger RNA, 516 nt
Organism: Lactuca virosa
Lineage: Eukaryota; Viridiplantae; Streptophyta; Magnoliopsida; Asterales; Asteraceae
Source: the annotation of a GenBank genome assembly
AUGGGCUUAACUUUUAAUGUUACCCGUUUAUCACACAAGCCCAAACCACAGAAUAGCAGAAACAGAUUCUCUCUCUCACACACACAGUUGACAAAUGGUUGUGAUAUCUUCGUUUUAAGCUGUAAUCCUGAAGGGUUUCUGUCUGAUUCUUCCGAUCAUCUGGAAGCCAGCGUGAUCACUGCUCUUGUUGCUUCAAAUUACUCUGUAUUACCAUUUAUCUCCUGCCACCUGCUUUCCCUCCUUCUCUCCUUCUUAAAAUCGUCCUUAUUUCAUAAAGACAAAGACCACCGCCUUUGUUCUUCACACUUGAAACCGAACAGGCUCUCACCACCACCGCCCUAUACGUCGUCCUUACCACCACCACCACCUUAUACGCCGAAGCUCGCCACCACUACCCUGCUAGAGCAGUUCGCUGUUAACUACCGUCGGACACCUGUUUUGCCCUCUCCGUGUGGCCUACAUCUCCGGCGGCUAUCUCACUCUCACUCACAUCCAAAACCAAAAGAGAAUUUGUGA